Messenger RNA from Hippocampus comes (tiger tail seahorse), 2872 nucleotides. It is a transcript of the gene ppp1r15b, whose product is annotated as protein phosphatase 1, regulatory subunit 15B. Bases 543 to 2339 code for a protein of 598 amino acids. The record is from RefSeq and is a predicted model, not a curated record. Lineage: Eukaryota; Metazoa; Chordata; Actinopteri; Syngnathiformes; Syngnathidae. The transcript has 2 exons. Gene Ontology annotation, molecular function: protein phosphatase regulator activity. Gene Ontology annotation, cellular component: endoplasmic reticulum; protein phosphatase type 1 complex. Gene Ontology annotation, biological process: response to endoplasmic reticulum stress.
UAUUUUUCCCCCUUUCUUUUUCGGAGGAAUUUUGGCCAUUGGCGAGCUGCUAAACUGAGCUAAAAUAAGCUAAGCUAACCGACCGGAGGAGCUUCCGGACCGGUACGCUCCGCUCGACGUCCGGAGACGAGCAGUAUGGCUUGGAUGCGGUCUUGCCAGGUCCCCGGUGUUCCUCGUGCGCCCCCCGCUAGCGCAUCGUCGUGUAGAACGAAGCCGAAGGAGCAGCGACCGCCGAGCGGCCAAAGCGCCGCCGCCAACCUCGGCCGCGUUGCCGUCCGACUUCCCCGAGUGCCCGCCAAUCCUCACUGCUGCUGGGCUGCUCACCAGCCCGAGUAAGCGGAAUGUCUCCAGGAUGGACACUCUCCCAUUGCGGAAACUUUUAGUAGCAAGUGAAGUCAAACGUGGACUCAAGAGCUGUCCGUGUGACGUCACAGCUGUCACAUUACCAACUUCUGGAAACUGACCACUUUUUAGUGUUGUGUUUGUGUGUGUAUGACAAUUCUACUAAAGCAUUUGGUCACUUUUUCCUUGGAGGGCAAAACAUGUUCAAAAAUGUCAGUAGCGAGGGUGGACUCCCAGGCGGGCGAAGCCUGGCCACCUCUGCCGGCCUGCGCACAUCCUCCACCGGCCUCGCUGCUCAGGAAAGCUCGUGGCUCAGCUUGCUCUCGGUGUUGUCCAGGCCCGCAUUGUCCUUCGUCUCCAAAUAUCUUCCGGGCCUCGGCGGCGGAGGCGGCGCCACCUCCGGCUCGAAGUGGCAGCCCAGCGGGGCACGUGUAGAUGUGGCCCAAGACCAGGAAGAACUUUGCGCGUCCACUUGGUCUUGGCUCAGCGAUAGCGAGCAGUCCCUGCGCCAAUUAGGAAUUGAGCCUGGCCAGAACUCCGAGGCGUCUUCCUCUGGUACCUUCUUCGCUUGGGACGCACAGAGCUCCUGUAAGGACUGGAUGAGGGGCCGGUGGGGAGGCUUAUGGGGAGGAGACCCACUGUCCUUUGAUUUGUCCCAUACUGACCUGCGAUCAGUCCAUGAGGGCUUUUGUGCCCCGCAAAGCUCAAAGUUGACAAAAGAGCAGUGUCGUAUUUUGGUCUCUGGCAACCUGUGUUCCGAAAGCGCUGGAGCGACAGUCCACAAAGAGGAAGCGUUGGUCAAUGCAGGCCCGGAUGGCGUCCAGAACUGCGGUGAGGUGGCGACCGACCAGGACAAUGGCUACUACAGCCUGGAGGAGGAACACGGCCUCAAGUGUCACACGUGCCGCUCUGCUGGUGCGCUCUGCAAAGCGCACGUCAAGCAGACGGACGCGGCGGGUCACACCAUACUGGACAGACUCCCUGAUCGGAUGGCCGACAAGAUUGAGGUGGGUCGGGUGUCUGAGGAAUGCCCACCUGAUGAGAUGAUGGCUGAGUGUCACACAACUGCCGAUGAGAUAGGAUUGGGUCACACCUGCCAGUCAGCCGCAGCGCCCUGCGACGUGCACGUAAAGCCCACGAAUUGGACGGACUCGCAAGGUGACGUGACUGAGGACAACCCGCCCGAUGAUGCGACGGUCGAUAAGAUGGAGGCGAGUCAUGUGACUCGGAUGGCGGUGCCGCAGUGCCGUAACGUCGGCAUCGCCUUCAUCAUGGGCUGCCCAUGCAGCGAUGAUGACAGCCAUUCGGACACGGACUCUGCCCACGAUGACGGCUUCGAUAGCUCAGGCUCGUCUGACCUCUCGUCCGACUGGUCUUCGUCCGAUGAAGAUGAGGAAGGUGGUGGUGACGAGGAGACUGCGCGUUUGCUGGCGUCAUUGUGUCGCCAUGAUGACCCGUACAACCCCCAACACUUCAGUGCCCGGCUCCACACGGGCUGCGCCGCUCCCCGCCCCGUUCCUGUUGCUACUACUGCCAACGUGUCGCCCUCCUUGCUCCCCUUGGGUCAGGAUGCGUGGGACGAUUCCGGCGGCGAAGCAGACGAUCCAGAAAGCCUCCUCCUGCUGGCAUCGUUGACCCCUUCUGACCCGUACAGUUUGCUCAACUUCCAGGCUCCGCUCAGCACCGGGAAAGCGCAGUCUACGCCCCCGAGGGCCACGGAGCUGCCUGCCGCUGACAGGAUGGACGGCGGCUUCACACGACCUUUCACCUCAGCCAAAAAGGUUCGUUUCAGUGACGUCGUGGAGGAGUUCUUCAUCGCGUCGGGCACUGACGCGGCCGAAAAGGAAGACCGUCGGGGACCAUGGGAGGAGGUGGCGCGCGACCGAGGCCGUUUCCUGCGGCGCUGCCAGGAGGCGGAGCUUACCCUGGCUUAUUGCCUGCAGCCCGAGCAUCGGCGCCGGGCAUACUGCCGCAUCAACGGGCACGAAGCUGACUAGGCUCCAAGCGUGAGCUGCUGCGGCAACAGCCUCACCCCUGCGGCGGCCAUGUCUGACUGACGAGCUCUAACCUGUGAUGCCAAACGAAACUAGUGUUUUUUUUUAAACCCCCCCCCCCCAUGAACUGUGUUUGAUUGGAAGCCAAAGAGUGCUCAUGUGACAACUGGUCACAUGCCAAGAGUAUUGAGACACUUUUGACAUACAGUACAUGCAACAUCCAUGGAGCAAGCAUUUUCCAUGUCAUUUGAGGCACACACACACACAAAGUAUCAGACUUUAUCUUUUAUUGUGAAGCGCCACCUGUGUAUUAAUACUGGAAGUCUAAUUUCAAUGAAUGGAAAUUGAGUUGAUCAGCCAAGCAGCGUUGAGAUGUUUUGAUUGGUUCUUUAGACAAGAAGUCAAGAAAGACUCAAAUGUGGGGAGUAUUUUCAACACAAAUGCUUCUGUUGUAUUUUUGUAAGGCGUGGUCACUGGGUGGGGUGACUUCCUGCUGCUGUUUGCUCACCUGAUCAAUAAACAGGUGAACUGCUUGA